This is a messenger RNA of Leguminivora glycinivorella, 532 nucleotides long. Its product is annotated as small integral membrane protein 8. NCBI's taxonomy places the organism in Eukaryota, Metazoa, Arthropoda, Insecta, Lepidoptera, Tortricidae. The transcript is spliced from 3 exons. The record is from RefSeq and is a predicted model, not a curated record. Bases 151 to 414 code for a protein of 87 amino acids.
GUGAAUUUUCUUCACUCGAUAUCUCAUUCAUAAAUUUUGUGAUAAUUUACGAAUAAAAUGACAUAAUCCGUAAAAUUCUUUUUCAUAGUAAAUAUUGGGAUUCGUGAAAGAAAACUUCAUAAUUUUAUAGAUAUUAUAAACACUUUCAAUAUGUCGAGUAAUGAAAAACCGAAUACUGAGAAACCUGGAGAUGGAAUUCGCUCUAUGAGAUCAAGUACAGCAUUUAGAGUUGUUAAUUUUGAGCUAUAUGCGAAGCCAAAUAUUGUAAUUAUGAGUUUAGGCCUCACAUGCUUUGGCCUUACGUUAGGUUACAUUGCAUACAUGAGGCAUAAAUAUGAAUCUUUGGGAUACUAUGCAGCAGUUGACAAAGACGGGAAAGAAAUAUUUGAAAAGAAGAAAUCUAAAUGGGAUUAGCAUUUAUUGUCAAAAUAUAGAGAAAUUUUUCCGCACUUGUAUCGUAAUGCCAACGAUACGACGACCUUUUUUUUACGUUGGGGUCGUUGGGGAAAUGCAUUUACGCAUGCCAUCCGGU